ACCCUGCAAGCCAUAACCUUCCAAAUUCAAGCUGCUUUGAUCCUUUUCAGCAUCGCGACGUUGCCGGCGGCCGUGUCCCGAUUAUGAGCCUUGAUUCGCUAUAAACGCAGGCAAGGGGAAUCAACCGAGAAAGAGAUAGCUGCUGCUUUCAUUGCUGCUAUUUUGUUUUUGCUUUUUGAAGUCCACCUCCUUUCUUUGGCGCUCCCCCCUCCCGAGUUUUGGAAGAGACGAUCCCCCAGGCAAGGGUGCAAUUUUCACGCGGCCGCUGCCCCUCUGGAGAGGGGAGAAUGCUUUGCGGGGAGGCCUUGCCGAGCUGCCUUUCUCCUCUUCGGCCGCUGGAGGGCAAUAUGGGGCGCCCCAAUCCUUCCGCGCAGGGCUUGCUACGGUAGCAGUCAGGCAUUUUCCCUUCCUGUUUGGAGACCAACCUUGCCUUGUUUAAAAAAAAAACCUAGAAGAAUCCGAGGGACUGGCACCUUGAACUUGGCCUUGGUUUAUUUCCCCUGUCCCUCCUUUUCUCCCUUUUCCACCCCCUUCUCAAUCCUUUCUCCCCUUCUGCUCCGCUCUUUAGCAAACCUCUCCCUUCUCCUCCUUUUCUCCUUCCCCUCUUCCCCCCUUUUCCACCCUCCCUCCUUCCUUCUUCCAUGGCGGAGACAAAAAUAAUUUACCAUAUCGAUGAAGAGGAGACCCCUUAUUUGGUGAAAUUGCCCGUUUCUCCGGAAAAAGUCACUUUGGCGGAUUUUAAAAAUGUCCUCAGUAACCGGCCGGUGCAUAGCUACAAAUUUUUCUUCAAGUCGAUGGACCAGGAUUUUGGGGUGGUAAAGGAAGAGAUCUCGGAUGACAAUGCAAAGCUCCCAUGUUUCAACGGACGUGUCGUGUCCUGGCUGGUCCUGGCCGAGAGCUCACAUUCAGAUGCCGGCUCGCAAUGUGCCGAAAGCCACACGGAUCUUCUUCCUCCCAUUGAGCGAACCGGAGGCAUUGGAGACUCUCGCCCCCCUUCGUUUCACCCGAAUGCCUCAAGCAGCCGAGAUGGGCUGGACAAUGAAACAGGAACAGAGUCAGUGGUCAGCCACCGGCGGGAUCGUCACCGACGGAGGAACCGAGAAGGCCAUGAAGAUGUCUCUCGCAUCAAUGGGCACCCGAAGCUUGACCGACUUUGGGAGCCUCCCCCCGGUUACGACAGCUCAUCUACCGUCAUGAGCAGUGAACUUGAAUCCAGCAGCUUUGUGGACUCGGACAACGAGGAGAACACCAGCAGGCUGAGCAGCUCGACAGAACAGAGCACUUCGUUCCGUCUCAUUCGGAAGCACAAGCGCAGGCGAAGGAAACAGAAAAUGCGGCAGAUUGACCGGUCAUCCUCCUUCAGCAGCAUCACAGAUUCCACCAUGUCCCUCAACAUCAUCACUGUCACCCUCAACAUGGAAAAAUACAACUUCCUGGGGAUAAGCAUUGUCGGCCAGAGCAAUGACAGGGGAGACGGCGGCAUUUACAUCGGCUCCAUCAUGAAGGGCGGGGCAGUGGCAGCCGACGGGCGGAUUGAACCAGGCGACAUGCUCUUACAGGUGAACGAGGUCAACUUUGAAAACAUGAGCAACGACGAUGCCGUGCGGGUCUUGCGGGAAAUUGUCUCCAAGCCCGGACCCAUCAGCCUAACAGUGGCCAAAUGCUGGGAUCCUACCCCCAGGAGUUACUUCACAAUCCCCAGGGCUGAGCCGGUGCGGCCGAUCGACCCCGCGGCCUGGAUUUCUCAUACCACGGCUUUGACGGGAGCAUACCCCCGUUACGGUAUGAGUCCUUCCAUGAGCAUCAUCACUUCUACCAGCUCCUCACUAACAAGCUCAAUUCCCGAUUCGGAAAAGCUGAAUGAGACCCCUUUGACAGUGAAAAGCGACAUGGCCACCAUUGUCAAAGUGAUGCAGUUACCAGAUUCGGGGCUAGAAAUUCGGGACAGGAUGUGGUUAAAAAUCACCAUCUCCAAUGCGGUGAUUGGAGCAGACGUCGUCGACUGGCUUUACUCCCACGUGGAAGAUUUUAAAGACCGCAGGGAAGCCCGGAAAUAUGCCAGCAACAUGCUGAAGCAUGGCUACCUCCGACACACUGUGAAUAAGAUCACUUUCUCAGAGCAGUGCUAUUACGUCUUUGGAGAUCUUUGUGGCAAUCUGGCUGCAAUGAACCUUAACAACGGUUCCAGCGGAGCUUCUGACCAAGACACCCUGGGCCCCCUCCCGCACCCCUCCACGCCGUGGCCGCUGGGGCAAGGUUACCCUUACCAGUACCCGCUCGCCCCUCCGUGUUUCCCGCCAGCCUACCAGGAUCCUGGUUUCAGCUAUGGGAGCGGCAGCGCGGGAAGCCAGCACAGCGAAGGAAGCAAAAGCAGCGGCUCGAACCGAAGCAACAGCGAGAACAGCCGGCGAGCCCUGAGCCGGGAGAAGGAUCGCAAGUCAGCCGGCGGCAGCAGCAGCGGGUCGGACCCGGCCAGCUGGAGCGGGGGUGGGGGGGGCGUCCUGCGGCCUGAGCGGCCCCCCAGCCAGCUUAGCCACCGCAGCCACGUCUCGGCCACCCCCAGCGAGAGGAGUCCUCGCAGCCACCACUCCUACGGGCCGCCGGGGCUGCCCUCUCUCGGGAGUUUCCCAAAGCUGGGGGGCAAGGUCUACAUGACCAGCGGGCCACCUGGAGGACCUCCGGUGCGGGAACUCGGCUCUGUCCCUCCCGAACUGACCGGGAGCCGCCAGUCCUUCCAGAAGGCCAUGGGCAACCCGUGCGAGUUCUUCGUGGACAUCAUGUGAACGGAAGUGCCUUCAGAGAGAGUCCGCGCAGAGGGUUCCUGUUCUGUUGGCAGACUGGCGCUGGGCUUUUUUCUUUCUAAGCAAGGGGGAAGAGAGCAAAAGCUUGCCCCCACUCCCCCCACCCCCACCCCUGACAAUCUUUUGCAUGUCACGCCCUUCUGACUCUUGAUUGUGUUUUGCCAGCAACCAGGGAAGAGCGGUUGAUUCCAGGAUGUUAAUAUCUGCCAGUCAGGCAUAUUUUGUCGUCCUCCCCUUUUUCCCCUUCCCCUCCCCUUCCUUUUUCUGAAUGUGAUUGAUAAGUGUUCUCUCCACAUAUCUUAAUGAGCUUUGUUAUGCGUGGCACCUUUUCUCAGUGCAAUUUUACUGUGUUCUCCUUGGCUUAAUCAAGGGAUCGUAUUUUACUUAUAGUACUUAAAAACAAAAAAAACAAAAAGCAACACGCAAUUCUCUGGUCCUGCAUAUUUGCACCUUUAAAGAAUACUCUGGUUUCUUUCUUUCCAAUUUUGGGGGGGAAAAGCAAAACUUACAAUGAGGAGGAUUUGUUCUGAUAAAGACAACGCAACUAACUAGGGGCUAUGAAAUUGGGGUGCGUCUGUCUGUGUUCAUUUGUUGAGCCCCAUUGCAGCAAUGGGUAGAGAUCUCUCUGUGGGUCUGUUUCCUCCUUCCUUUUGGCAAUUUUUUCAUGAAGGUUUCCUUUGCACAUUCUGGCCAUGGUUCAAUACUGGUGGAAAAACCAUGUUGUGAGAUACUUGACAGGUUGCAUUUCUCUUCCAAAACCGGGUUUGGGUUCCAUAUUUUACACCAUACUUUGGGUUCCAUAUUUUACUACAAGGUGUAAAAUAUGGAGCCCAAACUCUUGGGUUCCAUAUUUUACACCUUGAAAGAAGAUUCUGGUGAUUGUAGGGCUUCAGCAGGUACUACAGGCAGUUGUGCCAAGUGGUCUUCCAUCCAUCACUUUCCUUCAGACAGAGAGAAAGAGAAUUGCUGCUUUCGUCGAUCACACACCCUGAAACUGGCAUUGUGUCUUGCCACUCUCUGUCCUUCUGCACAAUUUUCCCUUCCUCUCUGGGACUGGCCCAGCCUUCCUAUGGCACAACUGAACUCUCCUUUCGUUGUCUCGUCUCCUAGCAAAUGGUCAACCUUGGAGAAGCAUCUCUUGGGGUGCUCCUGUUUCCAUAGAUGAUUUGGCCCAAGUGAGGUCUUUUCCUUUGACCCACGUAUUCUGUGUCUUAAAAAAGCUGAAGCAGCAAGGCAAACAAACCCCUCCCAAGCUGAAAAGUCAGAUGGCAAGAAAGAACAUAGCUUUGUUGGCACUUGUUAGAGAAAUCCUACCUGCGACGUGGUGUGUUUUUUUCCAAAUUUUACUAUUCUAACUUUGUUUUAUUAUGGCUGUGUUUGCACCUGGAUAUUAUUUGCAGUUUUUUAAUGGUACUGGCUCCCCCCCCCCUCCAUUGCUCUGAGUUAAGAAUAUUUGGGGGAGUGCAUAGGUUUUGGUGGAAGAUCUGGGGAGCCUGGUUUUCCGGAAGGCCAAUGAAGAUCGGAAGGAAAGAAGAGGGGUGCGUAGGAAGAGAGAGGGAAUUACACAGAGCGGUGUUUCUCAACCUUAGCAAGGUGUGUGGACUUCAACUGCCAGAAUUCCCCAGCCGGCAAAUUGCAGAAUUCCCCAACCAGCGUGCUGGCUGAGGAAUUCUGGGAGUUGAAGUCCACGCAUGCUGGCUGAGGAAUUCUGGGAGUUGAAGUCCACGCAUGCUGGCUGGGGAAUUCUGGGAGUUGAAGUCCACGCAUGCUGGCUGGGGAAUUCUGGGAGUUGAAGUCCACACAUCUUAAAGUUGCCAAGGUUGGGGGACAUUGCACUAGAGGGACAAGGUAGUUUCCUGCUUACAUGAUGUAUCAUCUGUGUACUUUUGGCCUCCCGGUGAGAAAACUAUGACAAAUGGUGAAAAGGCAGAAGAAAAAAAUCCCAGGGUGAUUUGAGGAUAAAUGAGUGAGGCCUGUUACAGAAUGUUUCAGAUGCCAGCCAGCCACCUGUGCCCCUCCCCCACAGGAUUCCAUUCCAUGCCUCCCCUCCAUUUUUUACCAUUGGAUAUGGGAAUGUGAUGUUGUGAACCAGCAAAUGGGAGCCACAAGACGCUUUUGCUCCGUAGAAUGUUCCAGUGCCUUCCAACCGGUGUCUCUCUCCCUGGAUGUAGAUGAUGGGAAUCAGUGGGCACCAGCUUGUGAAGGCAGGUCUUAGACCACUCCUAUAUAACAAGGGCAGGCAGUGGGUCCCUAUGAAUCUCCCAAGGUCUUUGUUUUUCCAGUCCUAUUGAUCAAAGGAGAUCCUUCAAGGUAACUAGAGAGUCUGUGCCCAGCUGAUGACCCACGUUGGUUUUUCACACAUGCCGUGCACACUGUUUUUCUCUCUCUCUAGUUCUCUAUGGUUGUGGGUGUGAAACAGGUACCCUUGACUGGCUGUUGUUGUUUCUUUAAACAAUUCUGGCUAAUACUUGGAUAUUUGAGAGCUGUGCCUAAUGGCAAACUGUAGUAGGUGUUACUCUUUUGAAGGAAUUGUAUUGUGGUCCCAAAUGGUUGGUUUAUCUUGCUGGGCAGCACGAUCCAACCUGUUCAUUCAGAGAAGUUAGUUCUCAUAAAUUCAUUGAGGAAAGCAUGUGGCAGUUUACUGUUGCAGAGACUAUUUUGAAAAGAUGUGUUUACCCCUUUAAAAUCUCUGGCACGUUCACGUUUUCUGUUUCAGAGGGAUAUAAAGUAGCUCCUAAAUGUUUUACCCAAAUGUGAUCGGAUAAGCCAGCCAUGUUUUGUGGGCAUGACCUUCUGCCUUGCCUUUAAUCCUUUCUCUUGCCAGCCGGUGAGCCCAUCUCGGGCACAGAGAAAACAUUGAAAUUGGAGGGUUCGUCUUAGCUGCUUUUCCCCCUUUAAAGUUGCAUUUUACUGGAUAGUAAGGAAUAAUGUCAAAGGAACAGCCUAAUUCUAAUCAGAGAUUAGAAUGAUGCAUAGAAAAUUUAUGUACAGUAGAGGGGAAAAAAUAGAAAUAAAUGAAAUAAAGGCAGGGAAUGAAAUCCCUGCCCAUCAACUCUAAAGGAUCCUAGCAUUGAUUUCUUGAUGAUGUGUGAAUGGCACACUCCCCUCAUUUUCAAUAUCUUCUUCAUUUUCUGAAUUUUGGGAUUGGUCUUUUUUUUUGUAGAUAUUGUAUGAAAAACUCCAGUUGUCUGUAUAGUUAAUAUAUAGCUGCUUAUGUGUAAAUGCUAUUUUAAACUCUAAAAAAAAAAGCUUUUACUUUUAUGUGACAAAUGCACUUUCGUGAUUUUUCUUCAUUGGUGGUGGCAACAUUUUAUUCUGAGAUAUUAUAUAUAUAUAUUUCUGUUG
Messenger RNA from Candoia aspera, 6146 nucleotides. RefSeq names its product dishevelled segment polarity protein 1 (gene DVL1). Gene Ontology annotation, biological process: canonical Wnt signaling pathway; intracellular signal transduction. Gene Ontology annotation, molecular function: frizzled binding. The transcript is spliced from 15 exons. Lineage: Eukaryota; Metazoa; Chordata; Lepidosauria; Squamata; Candoiidae. Bases 642 to 2783 code for a protein of 713 amino acids. The record is from RefSeq and is a predicted model, not a curated record. Gene Ontology annotation, cellular component: cytosol.